This is a messenger RNA of Marasmius oreades (fairy-ring Marasmius), 4188 nucleotides long. RefSeq lists its product as uncharacterized. The coding region runs from base 1288 to 4056 and encodes 922 amino acids. The record is from RefSeq and is a predicted model, not a curated record. The transcript has 8 exons. NCBI's taxonomy places the organism in Eukaryota, Fungi, Basidiomycota, Agaricomycetes, Agaricales, Marasmiaceae.
CUUCGCUUCGCCGCCAACACCGGUCGUUUGCUCAAAUCGGCCCCCCUGUAUUGAAUUGACGAGGAAAUCUCCUGUAAUGGAAACGAGUCGAGAUCCAAUAAGACGUCCGGAGUUCUGCUAAGUUGAGUUAGUAAAUACAAAUUUAUUUUUAUUUUUGUUUAGGUCCGCAUGCCAGUUGUGUUUGUCGUGUUACCCUGCUUUGGCAACGGAACAUUGAGAUUCUACCACCGAACGCCCUCUUAUAACUCGUAUAUAUCAUGGCCUCUUCAUUUACGCCACUCAUAUCAUCCCCUUCCUUUCUUCGUCCUCUUUCCUUCAUCCCUGAACGACCACUACUCUCAACUUCCCUCCGUGCUUUGGUCGAGGUGUCUGUAUGUCAUGGAGGGUUUAUCGGAAAAGAUUCAACCGAUGCACGAUGUUCCUGGCUCCCCAACGCCAUCACCAAAGAUGCCAAUGAAGACCACUUCGGAGCCUAAACUAGAACGAGAAUCGCCUCCACCUCCUUCCAAGGUCACCCCAAAGUCAACGAUGUCAGCGCAGAGCGAGAACUUCAAUCCACGGAAACGUAAAUCUCAUCCCGACGAAAGCGGGGAACAGAGCCAGCAACAGCAACAUUCGGUCCAGAUCACUGAAGAUGACGCCGAUAUGGAAGGUGAUGUAGAUGCCGAAGGUGACGAGGUUAAUGAUGGUGACGGUGUGGACGUUGUCGAGAAGGCUGCAAGUGGAUCGCCAUCACCCCCGUCGCUGCCUCGAAUCGACUUUCGGCUCCCUUCGGUCUCUGUGAAGAUCAAGAGGUGUUCUUCACCUUCCGGAGGGGAUGAUGUUCCCCCUGGCUCCGUGUCGGAAUACGAGAGUGGUUGUAUCAAGUGCCAUGCUUGCGGGACGGAUGUUCCGUUCAGAAAUCCAGAAACUGGCCAGUUCAACCUCGACCCUUGGAACAAACAUAGGCUCAAUUGGUGAGUCACGUUUCUCGUACUUUUCGAGCGUCCAUUUUCUGUCUGUUCUUCCGUGAUCUUAUCGCGAUUCGGGCUUUUUCUCUUCUUCCUGUCAUUGCUAAGCCGUAGGAAAAUUUCGCCUUUCUAUGCUGGCUUGUUGUCUUUGUAUUUUUUUCUCGCGGUCCUUCUUCCGAGCUCAGACGGCGUGGAUUUCACAUGUUCAUCGAAAAGCAUUGAUACUCGGUUCGGUGUAAAUCAAUCAAACUUUCCUUAACUAGACGGAAAUCUGUAUAUUUUUUGCGCGCACACCCAGACACCCUUUCCCUCUUGCCGUCUCUGACAACCUUUACUGAUGUUUGCUAUUUACAACAGUGCCUCCGCGGCCGGAUCUGUUUCACGCCCAAAACCGAAUCACCAAAUGCACCAUCACUCACAUCUACAGAACCGCAGCCAUGCUCCGGAACCUCAUUCCAUUUCAGUCCCUAAGGAUGUCUGUCAUAUUCGCCAUCACGAUCAUCACCCUUCCGACUCCCAUAAACGUUUAUCGACCUCUAUAUCGCCUCCGCCACAUGGACCUUACCAACACCCUGGGCACCCGCAUUCUCACUCUCAACAUCCCCAUCCCCAUCCCCACCAGCACCAGCACCAGCACCAGCACCAUGCUCGUCAUUCCUUUCUGCCUCUUGCUCCUUCUAACGGUGGUGAGAGAGAGCCGGUCAUCUACACUCCAGAGUCGACUGCCUCUGCUCUCGCUCAUCCUCCACCCAAACGUCGCCGAGCAAAACGGACUGAGGAAGAGCGAAUCCAUUAUUUGAAGAGCGACCCAUACGUCGCUCAAUUUGAGGCGUAUAGAGUGCUUUGUGCGAGCUGCGAUAAGUGGAUUAGGUUGAGACCGAACUCGACGUAUUGUUCUAUCCCAUGGGACGCUCACCGGAAGAGCUGUCUAGCGAAAAAGAUAUCAUCUAAGAAUACAUAUGCUUUGGAAGAGCGCAAUUCCUUGUUUUCGAAGGACCCUGACGUACGCAAGUUCGAUGCCGAGCGUGUUCUAUGUUCCGAAUGCGACCAGUGGAUUGGGAUAAAUUCUGACGACCAUCUUCAGGCCGUACAGAAAUGGCUAGCGCACAAGUCGAGCUGCCAGAAGGUCAGGCCUAGGAAUACUCAGACCGGGAGUGGACCACCUACAUUAUCUCCUGAAGCCGUACCUCAAGCACCACCACCCUCUCACGCCCGUCCAUCGAGUCAACAUCAACAUUCCCCUCACCUUUCAAGGUCCCAACUCCCAUCCUUCCCUCCCCACCCGCCCAAUGGUUCUCCAUCCGUAUCUCAUCCUCAUCCCUCUCUUACACAUCGCCCACCACCCGCCAGUGAGAUUCUAUUUUGGAAAGAAACUCUCAUGCGACGAAGGGCUUUGUCCGUUUCAGGUGCUACACCGGUAGUGGUUGGUGGUGGUGGUGGUGGUGGUGGUGUUGGAUCUUCAGGAACUGUUCCUGUUCCUGUUCCUCAAACUCACAAUGACUCAUCCCGGCCGUUUUCUUCCCCCGAACUCGAAAGACAGAGGGAGAGGAGGAUGGCGACAUACUCUCAGUCGCGACCUCAAGGUUCGUUAAGCCCUUCGCCGACUCCACCGGUUGGUGGGGGUAGUCAAAGUCAGAGUCAAAGUCAGACUAGACAUCCUUCGCCUGGAGAGGGGCCGGGAGGUUCCUGUGUUGGUGUUGGUGUUAAUGAUGUCAAGACGUCAUCGGGUCCUGGGGGGACAAGUGAGGAUAACGGAAACGGAGAGGUACGGCGGAUCGGGGCGAGUUUGAGUCCUCGUGUUCCUACGGUCGCAGCGUUUUCAUCCGCCGGAGUGUCUGGUUCUGGUUCUGGUUCCGGUAGCUUGUCAACUGCUGCUCAAGAAUCGAGAAGGAGGAAUGCUGAACAGCGAGCUGCGACCCUGAGAGCUGAUCCUUUGAUUGAAGAGGUCGAGCCAAAUCGGGUAUUCUGUUCAUUAUGUCAGAAAUGGGUACAGCUUCGACAGGAUAGCAGUUAUUGUGCUUAUCCGUGGUUGCAACAUAGGGGAAAAUGUUUGGUGAGGUACAAACGUCGUACUCAAAAGGCAGAAGAAAUCGCAGAAUUCAAGAGACGUCGAGAGGCUAUGCGUAUAGCAUCUUCAUCUUCCUCGCGUCAUCAUCAUGAAUCCCAUCAUCCCUAUCGACACAUCGUUCCACAUGGACCUCCAUCUCAUCGUGAUCGUGAUUAUCCCGCGGGGCUGCUGACGCCACCGCCGUAUGGUGAUCCCGGAACAUACGAAGAUGAAGAUGUUGAUGAAUCGGGUAGCGAAGGUUCGACGCCAGUUUCUACGGCGAGCAGUGAUCCUGUCGUCGAGUAUUAUUUGAACAAGAGAUCGGAUACUCUCCGUGUUCGUCGCCAUGAUUCGGAGUAUCACCAUCACCAUCAUCAUCAUCCAUACUUCUCGGAGACCGGGUUUCAGUCGGUACCUCCACCGCCUCCACCGCCUCCGCCUUCUGCUGUGUCAUCGACGAAGCAGCGUGGAGGGAAGCAUGUUCCGCAUGUGUAUCGGGGUAUGCGUAUUCCUAAUGAGGGAGAUGUUGAACUUGCUGAGGUUGAUCCUGAUACGAUGGGUGAGGGUGAGGGUGAAAGGAACGUUAAUGUAGUGGAUGGAGAUGGAGAUGUGGAGAUGAUCAGUGGGGAAAAGUCGAGUAGACGUUCAGCGAGGAGACCGGCAAUGUCUAGGAGAAAUUCGGGGUAUCCGUAUGACUCUCGUCCUGGACCACAGCCACCGACUUCUCCUCCGAGGAGACUGUAUGGAGGAGGAGGAGGGAGAAGUACGGCGCAGGUGGUUGUUCCUGCUAUCUCUGCGUACGUUCCGCCUCAGUUGGCGGAUUUGGAUUCUCCUAGUGGGAGGAAACACUUCGUAUUCUCGUCCAUCACCUAUCUCUUCCAAACGACUUAUGAAGCGACGGAUGAUAUGUCGAUCUCUUCGCUCCUGACGUAUCUUAACGCUGCGAUGCCGCCUGAUAAGCAUGAGGACUUUGAUACGGCUGAAGUUGCAAAAGCCGUUGUUGCGUCUGGGGAUAGAGGGAGAUAUGUUCUUGAAGGGGAUUUGGUGAGGAGGCUUUGAAGAGGAGGGUGUUGGUUUCUUGGCACAAGACAUGGGACAAUAUGUAGAUUAUAAGUAUAUCGUUAUGUUUUUUCUUGGGACGGUAUAAUAGAUGCCUGUAUACCGUCGUUAUCGAUUGUCCAGACCUAUCAA